Molecule: messenger RNA, 3321 nt
Organism: Ogataea parapolymorpha DL-1
Lineage: Eukaryota; Fungi; Ascomycota; Pichiomycetes; Pichiales; Pichiaceae
Product: putative phospholipid-transporting ATPase
Exons: 1
Biological process (GO): phospholipid translocation; retrograde vesicle-mediated transport, Golgi to endoplasmic reticulum; endocytosis
Cellular component (GO): trans-Golgi network; endosome; plasma membrane
Molecular function (GO): ATPase-coupled intramembrane lipid carrier activity; ATP hydrolysis activity; ATP binding
Source: RefSeq, a predicted model, not a curated record
UUGAACCAGUACACGCUGGACAAGGACUUUGAGGACACGUUGAAUGUUGCAUUAGAAAACAUCGACUCAAACCCAUUUAUAGACAAAGGUGUCCACCAAGCAACAGACAAUACAGACGCAUACUCACUCAAAAGCCUGAAUAAAAUGAACACGCACUCAUAUGGUUACGGACUCGAUGACGGCGAUAUCCCUUUGAUCCCAUCCAAUGACUCCAAUUCUGAUCCUCACAACUCCCGUCCUUCCUCGAAGGCAGAUUCGAGAACCAUUUGGAGCAAAGGAGUCCAAUCUCUGAUUCAUUCAUCCAACCGACUCGUCCUAGGAUCAGGAAGCAAGAAAAAAGGCAUUCAUCUGCCUUCGGAAGACUCGACCAGCCACAACAUCGAUGUCGGCGAUGAGCGCACUAUCAUACCGCACAUGGAUGGCGGAUACUCGUCCAACGCGGUUUCGAAUGCUAAAUACAAUGCGCUUUCGUUCUUCCCGAUGAUCCUUUAUGAGCAAUUCAAAUUCUUUUUCAACCUGUAUUUCCUGCUCGUUGCGCUCUCGCAGGCCAUUCCUGCUCUUCGGAUCGGCUAUUUAUCUUCUUAUAUUGUUCCGCUAGCAUUUGUGUUGACGGUGACGAUGUUGAAAGAAGCCAUUGACGACAUACAGAGACGUCGCAGAGACAUGGAGCAAAAUAAUGAGCUUUAUGAGGUUCUCGGAUCCAUGAAGAAGGUGCCGGCAAAAAACCUCAAAUGCGGAGACCUGGUCAAGCUGUACAAAGACAGAAGAGUGCCCGCAGAUAUGAUACUUCUCCAGUCAUCUGAAUCCAACGGGGAGUCCUUCAUUAAAACAGACCAACUUGACGGUGAAACCGACUGGAAGCUGAGAAUUGCAUGUCCCUUAACUCAAUCCCUUUCUGAAGAUGAUCUAGAACUAAUCAAGGUUACUGUAUCCCCACCAUCAAAACACAUCCACUCGUUUUUGGGCAAGCUCACGUUCGGCGAUCACACCUCGGCAUUGAACAUUGAUAAUACUAUGUGGGCAAACACCGUUCUUGCGUCCGGAACUGCAAUAGGUUUUGUUGUUUACACCGGCAAAGAUACACGUCAAUCAAUGAAUACCUCAGUUGCAGGUGUCAAAACCGGCUUGCUGGAACUGGAGAUCAACAAUCUAUCCAAAAUCCUGUGUGCGUGUGUUUUCAUAUUGUCGUUUGUACUGGUUGCAUGUCAAGGUUUUGCAAGCGAUUGGUAUGUGGAUGUGAUGCGCUUCUUGAUCUUGUUUUCCACAAUCAUUCCGGUUUCGCUAAGAGUGAACCUUGACUUAGGAAAAUCUGUUUAUGCCUACCAAAUCGAGCACGACAAAUCAAUCCCGGAAACUGUGGUCCGCACCAGCACUAUUCCCGAGGACCUCGGACGCAUUGAAUACCUGUUGAGCGAUAAGACAGGCACUUUGACCCAAAACGAUAUGGAGCUGAAAAAGCUUCACUUGGGAACAGUCUCUUACGCGGGAGACAGUAUGGAUCUGGUUGCAGAUUACGUACGCAACGCAAAUGAGCACGCCAAAACAUCAAGACGGGAUCUUGGCUCAAGAAUCAGAGACUUGAUCACCACCCUAGCGAUCUGUCAUAAUGUGACUCCUACAUAUGAAGAUGGAGAGCUUGACUAUCAGGCUGCUUCUCCUGACGAGAUUGCCAUUGUUAAGUACACAAAAAGCGUUGGACUAUCUCUGGUCAAACGUGAUCGCACUAGCCUCUCCAUUUUGCACGAAGCCACCAACAAGACCUACGAAUACGAUAUUCUUCAAGUUUUUCCAUUCAGUUCAGAGACUAAGCGAAUGGGAAUUAUUGUGCAUGACAAAAACCGGGAGGAGCUAUGGUUUUUGGAAAAAGGCGCAGACACCGUGAUGACCAAGAUUGUGCAACAAAAUGAUUGGCUGGAAGAAGAAACGGGAAACAUGGCACGGGAAGGCUUGCGCACUUUAGUCAUCGCCCGCAAAAGACUCACUACCAAUGUCUACGAGGAAUUCAAGGCCAAAUACCAAGACGCAAGCUUGUCCAUGCUGAAUAGAGACCAGGCUAUGUCUAAAGUUCUUGCACAGUAUCUGGAACGUGACCUGGAAUUGCUUGGACUCACAGGCGUGGAAGAUAAGUUGCAGAAGGAUGUCAAGGCAUCGAUUGAGCUUUUGAGAAAUGCUGGUGUCAAGAUCUGGAUGCUCACAGGUGACAAGGUCGAGACUGCUCGUUGUGUUGCUGUGAGCGCAAAGCUGAUUUCAAGAGGCCAAUACAUCCAUACCAUUACUAAGCUCAGCCGCCCUGAAUACGCUUUACAACAAAUUGAAUAUCUUCGCACAAACAAAGAUGCAUGCUUAUUGAUUGACGGAGAAUCACUGGGCGUGUAUCUGACAUAUUUCAAGCAGGAAUUUUUCGACAUCGUUGUUCAUUUACCGGCUGUGGUAGCCUGUCGUUGUUCGCCCCAGCAAAAGGCUGAUGUGGCUUUGUUGAUUCGCGAUGCCACCAAGAAAAGAGUUUGCUGUAUUGGUGAUGGAGGAAACGAUGUCAGUAUGAUCCAGUGUGCCGACGUGGGUGUCGGAAUUGUUGGAAAGGAGGGCAAACAGGCGUCGCUGGCUGCUGAUUUCUCAGUUACACAAUUCUGUCACCUGACAAAGCUACUUCUUUGGCAUGGCAGAAAUUCGUACAAGCGCAGUGCGAAAUUGGCACAAUUUGUGAUCCACAGAGGACUCAUCAUUUCGGUGUGUCAGGCAGUUUACUCUAUCAGCUCCUCGUUCGAACCUCUUGCACUUUACCAAGGAUUUCUCAUGGUUGGUUAUGCGACCUGUUACACCAUGGCUCCCGUCUUUUCUCUGGUUUUAGACUCUGACGUGAGUGAGAACUUAGUGUCGUUGUACCCAGAGCUGUACAAAGAGCUGACUGCUGGACGCUCGCUGUCAUACCGCACAUUUUUCGUUUGGGUGUUUGUGUCCCUAUACCAGGGAAUAGUUAUCCAGGGGUCCUCUCAAACAUAUGUUGGACUGAGCACAGAUGUGUUCACCAAAAUGGUGGCUAUUAGUUUUACUGCAUUGGUGUUGAAUGAGCUGGCCAUGGUUGCAAUUGAGAUCAAUAAAUGGAAUAAAGUGAUGAUGUUCAGCGAGAUUAUUACUCUGGCGAUCUACAUCGGGUCUAUUCCUUUCUUGUCUGAUUACUACGAUAUGAAUUAUGUGAAGAGCGUCUCGUUCCUUUGGCAAACGUCCUCUAUUUUGGCAAUAUCAUUGCUUCCUAUUUGGGCAGCAAAGGCCAUCAAUAGGAAACUGAGACCGCCAAAUUAUGCCAAAGUGCAGCAAGCAUAG